This is a messenger RNA of Labeo rohita (rohu), 6999 nucleotides long. It is a transcript of the gene ptprz1a, whose product is annotated as protein tyrosine phosphatase receptor type Z1a. The record is from RefSeq and is a predicted model, not a curated record. NCBI's taxonomy places the organism in Eukaryota, Metazoa, Chordata, Actinopteri, Cypriniformes, Cyprinidae. Gene Ontology annotation, molecular function: protein tyrosine phosphatase activity; protein binding. Gene Ontology annotation, biological process: peptidyl-tyrosine dephosphorylation.
AGCGAACCUUUACCUGGAACACAUUUCAUCCAUAGAGAAGAAAUACACGAACUAUCUGGCCAAUCUUUUCCUGAAAUCCGAACUCACGGUGCGCGAAGCGAUGCGCUUCAUCCGGACGCGCACACAUCCAUGCAGCGGACAGCGGAGUGGAUCUGACCGCUGAAGGGGGCAUCUCCUCCCGUUACCCAACCAAUGUGAUACCCUCCGGCUCUUCGGGAGAGGUGUUCCUCUGUCGUCUCGAUUAUCUUCACCUUGUUUACUCUCAGCAGCAAUAUUUCUCCUCAUUCGGAGAAUAAUGGAAGCGUUCGCGACGAGAUGCGCACUCUUUCUUGCGCAGAUCGCACUCUUCAGUAAUACAGUGGAUGUAUCAGAAGCAUAUGGAUUCAGAUCGCAGAAGAAGCUCUCGGAGAACAUAGACUGGUCAUACGCGGGAACUCUAAACCAAAAUAACUGGGCAAAGAAAUACCCGUCAUGCAACAAUGCCAAACAAUCACCAAUAAACAUUGUGGAGAGCCUGGCGCAGGUCAAAAUGCAUUUCCAGAAGCUAAGAUUUGAGGGAUGGGCAGAAAAGACAUCAGACUCCACUACAAUAAAAAAUGAUGGGAAAACAGUUGCCAUCGAUGUGGGAGGAGAUUUUUUUGUGAGUGGAGGGGGACUCAGGUCUAAGUUUAAAGUGGGACGUAUCACUUUCCACUGGGGCCUGUGCAACGCCUCCUCUGACGGGUCGGAGCAUGGCCUCAACGAUGAGAAAUUCCCAUUGGAGAUGCAGAUAUACUGUUAUGAGGCAGAUGUUUUCGGUAGCCUCGAUGAGGCCCUCAGAGCAGGAGGAAAGAUCACAGCAUUAGCCGUGCUGUUUGAUAUAAAUACCGUGGAUAAUGAAAACUACAUGGCGAUCAUUGACGCAGUCAACAGCGUCAGCCGUUAUGGAAAGAGUGGCCCCGUAUCUCCGUUCACCCUGCAGGGUGUCCUACCCAACUCCACAGAGAAGUACUUCAUCUAUAACGGCUCUCUGACCACCCCACCCUGCUCUGAGACCGUGGAGUGGAUUGUCUUCAAAAACAGGGUGACCAUCUCAGAUGUUCAGUUGGAGAUGUUCUGUGAAGUGAUGACCAUGCAGCAGGCUGGAUAUGUCAUGCUUAUGGACUACCUGCAAAAUAACUACAGAGAGCAGCAGGAGCAAUUUAUGGGACAAGUCUUCUCAUCCUACACUGGCGUCGAGGAGGUCCACACUCCUAUUUGUAGUUCUGAGCCAGAGAAUGUGCAAGCAAACCCUCAUAAUCACACCAGUAUGCUUGUGAUCUGGGAGAGACCACGGGCUGUUUAUGACGCGAGCAUAGAGAGAUACUCCGUCACCUACCGGCCGUCCCAGGGCGAUGAUGAAUCGGCCUUAGAGUACUUGACUGAUGGAGACCAGGAUGUGGGGGCGAUCAUUCAAGACCUGUUGGCCAACACUAGUUACAUGGUGCAGGUGGUUGCUGUGUGUACCAACGGUCUGUAUGGCAGAGUGAGUGACCAGCUGACAGUGGACAUGCCCCUGGAUGAUCCUGAAGCAGACAAUGACUCUGACUCGUUUGAGUAUGAUGAAGAGGAAGACUAUCACAUCAAUCCCUUUUUGAUCAGACCUGGCACAAAUCAACUUCCAUAUCCCUUCCAAACCACCACAACUAGCCCAAGAGUUACUACAACACAGCGCCCGGUCCAUCCAGUCUUUAAGACUACACCAAGGACUCAUGAACAAAGAUUCCCAGUAGAAGACUCCCAGAAGACUCAUGAUCAUUAUAUUCCAGUGAUAUCCACAGAUAAACCUACUGUGAAAUACACAGACAAACCAACCAUCCCCACAACCAGAGCCACAAUUCUUGCUAUAGAUGUACAUACCACUAGACCAGAUGGUUCUCACAUUGUAGCAGGUGUAUCCUCAGAGUCCGAUGGCCAAAGCAAUACCUUCACAGAUUCUCCAACAAGCGUAACUCCUGAAACAAGAGUCAUCCCUAAAACAAGAGUCAUCCCUGAAACAAGGGUCAUCCCUGAAACAAGCAUCACCCCUGACACAAGAGUCAUCCCUGAAAUAAGUGUCACCUCUGAAACAAGCAUUGCCCCUGAAACAAAAGUCAUCCCUGAAAUAAGCGUCAUCCCUGAAACAAGAGUCAUCCCUGAAAUAAGUGUCACCUCUGAAACAAGAGUCAUCCCUGAAAUAAGUGUCACCUCUGAAACAAGAGUCAUCCCUGAAAUAAGCGUCACCCCUGAAACAAAAGUCAUCCCUGAAAUAAGCAUCACCUCUGAAACAAGAGUCAUCCCUGAAAUAAGUGUCACCCCUGAAACAAGAGUCAUUCCUGAAAUAAGCAUUGACCCUGAAACAAGAGUCACCCCUGAAAUAAGUGUUAUCCCUGAAACAAGCGUCACCCCCGAAACAAGUAUCACCCCUGAAACAAGCGGUACCCCUGAAACAAGAGUCAUCCCUGAAAUAAGCGUAAUCCCUGAAACAAGCGUUACACCUGAAAUAAGCAGAACCCUUGAAACAAGCGUAACCCUUGAAACAAGCAUAACCCUUAAAACAGAUGUAAUAUCACCUUCGAUAGACAUUUCAGAGGUUGAGGAAGUGACUCAACCUAUAACUGACUCACACAGCUAUGGGAAGAGUCCAGUGACUGUAGCCCCAUUGUUUGAAAUCCCAAUGGAAUCAACUUCCUCUACCUUCCCCCCAGAGGUCCCUCUGUGGCCUACAACUGCUAGCUUGCCUUUUCCAACCACUGCCGCUUUCAGCACUGUUCUGUUGCAGACCACCCAGCCGGUGUUUAAUGGUGAGAGUGCCUCGUAUGUCCCCUCUGUAUCUGACACUUUGUCCUACGUGCAUGCAAGUCCUGUGUCCCCCUAUUCCUUAAGCAGUGUGUUGUCUGAGCCUAUCCCUGACUGGGACAUCCCGUACACUGUUUCCAUGCAGGUGUAUGGUGGUGCACAGUCUAUCACCCCUUCCCCUUCCUACCCUACCCUGCUCCUCACUGGCUCUGUGUCUUUUUUAGACAUGGAGCCUGUCUCUAGUGGUGGUUGUAAUGAUGAUGAUGGUGAUGAUGAUAAUUUAUCUGGGUCCAUCUCGGCUGACCCUCAGUGUAGAAGUACUCUUCCCCUUCCAACAUUACCAAAAGUUGCUGCUUCAGUGGUCUCCAUACAGUCAAGCUCUGAACAUGACCUCUCCGAGUCUCCCAGUAUUGUCUCCACGCUGAGCACUCUUGCGUAUCUCCAGCCUUCAGUUCCUGUCUCUCUGAUGACCACAAACCUUGACUCUGAUGCUUCUCCCUCAGGUAGUGUUGGAGACUCUAGACUGCUGACGGAGUGGGUAGAUUAUUCUCUAGUAGCUCCUACAUAUAGUCAAGACAGUGGUGCAUCUACUGAAAUCUCUCUGCAUGCCUCUUCUAACUUCCUGCUGCCCUCCUCUACUUCGGGAUUGCCCCCUUGUAGUGGUCUCUUGGGUGACCUAUCUAGUCCUGUAGAACAUCAUUUGUUCCUGUCCACCUCCAGUGCCGGUACUCUUCUGUGCAGAGACACAGACUUGGACCUCCACACUGAGGCUCUUUUGUCUACUCCCCCCAUUUCAACCAUGCCUUCUAGUGACCUCAGCAUUUCUAUUUCAGCCAACGUCAGCAGUGUUCCGCAAAGUGCAACUGGACAGUCCCAGGGAGCACCUGCUCCUGUAAGGUCUGCAAGUAUUGCACCAACCUCUACUCCAGAAUUCAUAUUCAUCCCUACUCCUGUGGUACCUCCAACUGUUGCACCAACCUCUCCCCCAGAAUCCAUCUCAGUGGUUGCUCCCGUGGUGCCCCCAACUGUUGCAGUUCUCUCUGUUCCAGAGUUCAGUUCCAUCCCUACACACUCUGCAGAUGGACAGCUGGAAAACAGUGCCUCGGGCUGGGCUCUCGACUUAGAUUGGGGCCAGAGUUCAGCAUCAGGAGAUGAGAGUAUUGUCCCAUACAUCACCACUGCCACUCCUACAGAGGUAGCUCCUGAAGAGAUGGAUGAUGGGAAUGAAGAGCACUCUUCCUCCUUCUACUUCGAGGGUGAGAACGGGACAGAGAGCGAAGCUCCUGACUUCAGAGUCACCCUGCGUCCUAGCCCGUCCUGGACUCUAAGGGGGAGCGGGGAAGAAGAGAGCGGCUCAGGUGAAAACCUCACAGAUAAUGAGACAUCUUCAGACUUCAGUAUUCCAGAGCGCACAGAGAGAGAUUCAGAGGAGGAACCAGUGGAAGACGCUGGUAACAGCAGUCACGAGUCGCGGGUGGGCCUGGCGAGCAGUAUUGAGCGCCAGAAGAAGGCUGUGAUUCCUCUGGCUGUGGUCUCAACCCUCACCUUUUUGGGUCUCAUCGUUUUGAUUGGCAUUUUUAUCUACUGGAGGAAAUGCUUUCAGACUGCUCAUUUCUACAUUGAAGACAGCACAUCACCUAGGGUUAUAUCCUCCUCGCCAUUGCUGAGCCCUACAGGUGAACACGAACCCCAGUCAGUAAAGCAAUUUGUGAAACACGUGGCUGCGCUUCACAACACCAACUCAUUUUCUAGAGAGUUUGAGAUAUUGAAAGAGUAUUUUGAGGAAGUUCAGACAUGCACUGUGGACCUCGGAACAACGACGGACUGUUCCAGCCAUCCGGACAAUAAGAACAAGAACCGAUACGUCAACAUUUUAGCCUAUGAUCACAGCAGAGUGCGACUCGCACCCCUAAAUGACAAAGAUGGGAGAAGCGGUGGGGACUAUAUAAACGCCAACUACGUGGAUGGCUUUAACAAACAGAAAGCCUACAUUGCAGCACAAGGGCCCUUAAAGUCCAGCACAGUGGAUUUCUGGCGGAUGGUGUGGGAGCAGAAUGUGGGAGUGAUUGUUAUGAUCACAAACCUGGUGGAGAAAGGAAGGAGGAAGUGUGACCAGUACUGGCCUCUGGAGAACCAGGAAGAGUAUGGAUGUUUUUUGGUUACUGUGAAGAGCACAAACGUCCUCGCAUACUACACCCAGAGAACCUUCACCAUCAGAAAUACCAGCAUAAAGAAGGGUUCUCAGAGAGCUCGUAGUAACGAGAGAACGGUUAUACAUUACCACUACACACAAUGGCCAGACAUGGGCGUACCAGAGUAUGUCCUUCCUGUGCUUUCGUUCAUCUACAAGUCAUCUAGAGCCCAAACAGAGCACAUGGGAUCAAUGAUAGUACACUGCAGUGCUGGAGUGGGCCGAACAGGGACCUACAUAGUGUUGGACAGCAUGUUAAAACAGAUUAAAGUGCAGGGGACAGUCAACAUUGUGGGCUUCCUCAAACACAUUCGUACACAACGAAACUAUCUAGUUCAAACAGAGGAGCAAUACGUCUUUACCCAUGAUGCUCUAGUAGAGGCCAUUUUGAGUCAAGAGACAGAGGUGCCAACAAGCCAUAUUCACCAGUAUGUUAACAAUCUCCUGACCCCGGGGGCCUCAUGCAAGACACGGCUGGAAAAGCAGUUUAAAUUGGUGUGCCAGUCCAAUGCCAAACAGAAGGAUUACAGCAGUGCCCUGAAUGACUGCAACAGAAUGAAGAACAGAAGCUGCUCUCUGAUUCCUGUGGAGAAGUCCAGAGUGUGUUUGUCCACAUCAGCAGGAGAGACGUCCGACUACAUCAACGCCUCAUAUGUCAUGGGCUAUCGGCAGAGCAAAGAGUUCAUCAUUACCCAGAAUCCUUUGCCCAGCACAGUGAAGGACUUGUGGAGGAUGGUGUGGGAUCACAACUCCCAGGUUAUCAUUUCACUGCUGGACACGAGUAGCACGACAAAAGACAACGAGCCAAUCACAUUCUGGCCUGUGAGAGAUCAGCCAAUCAUCUACGAGACAUUCUCUGUAUCAUUAAGAGGGGAGGGCCACGUGUGCCUCUCCAAUGAAGACAUCUUGAUAGUGCAGGAUUACAUCCUAGAGGCCUCACAGGAUGACUUUGUUCUAGAAGUGAAGCAUUACCGGGCUCCGCGCUGGCCAAACCCAGACAGUCCCAUCAGUAGCGUCUUUGAGCUGAUCAACAUCAUCCAAAAAGAGUUCAGCUCCAAAGAUGGACCCAUGGUUGUACAUGAUGAGCAUGGUGGUGUGACUGCUGGGACGUUCUGUGCGCUGUUCACUCUACUGCAACAGCUUGAGGCCGAGAGCACCGUGAACGUCUACAUGGUGGCCAAGAUGAUCAACCUCAUGAGGCCUGGAGUCUUCACUGACAUUGAUCAGUAUCAGUUCCUGUACAAAGCCAUCCUGAGUUUGGUCAGCACCCAAGAAGACGAGCGAGCGCUUCAGUCCUCCGACAACAACGGCACGGUCCCAGGAGGCGUCUCGAGUGCGGCCGAGAGUCUGGAAUCCUUGGUGUAACCAUAGUGACGAGCCGGCACAGGAAAAAGACUCGUUUUUUUUCUAUCAAAGAAUGCUCUUGUUUUUCCCCAGUCCAUCUCUGAACUGAUGGCGCUCUGCUGGAUGCAGCGCCGUCACUAAAUGUGUGCCUUUGUACACUCCUCCACGUUUUUAUUAAUUGUUUCUCUCUUAAACCGCCACCUUGUGCUAAUGUCUUACGUACUAAUGUCUUCGCAUAGAGUCAUAUUUAUUUGCUUAAAAGCUUGUUUAAAGGGAAAACACCUUUUUUUUUUAUUUUAAUAAGACUGUUUUUUAUUAGUCUAUUUUUUGUAGUAGAAUUUCAGCCACUGUUUUUUCAUACAAAUAUACAAAGAAAGUGGCAAAAUCAGUCAUGGAUAAAUAAUAUUCUAAUGUGUAAAUAAUAUUACAGCGACCACGUCGAUGGACCAAAUUUCUAUUUAUGUCUAGAAUUUUAUAUUUGAGGCACUAGUGCUUUACAAGACAUGGCUGCGUUUCAAUAAUUUUAGUCACCUUUGAAAUGAUGUUUUAAUAUUUCUGAUGACGCUCUGUUUUGUUACUGACGUAAGAUGACGCAUUGCAUACUGACACAGUUUAGCUGUACGAGAUGUUUUUGUCUGUUCGUAGGAUUAAACCAAACAAGAAAGCAA